Messenger RNA from Stegastes partitus (bicolor damselfish), 1437 nucleotides. Its product is annotated as regulator of G-protein signaling 6-like. Gene Ontology annotation, biological process: intracellular signal transduction; positive regulation of GTPase activity; regulation of G protein-coupled receptor signaling pathway. Lineage: Eukaryota; Metazoa; Chordata; Actinopteri; Pomacentridae. Gene Ontology annotation, molecular function: GTPase activator activity. The transcript is spliced from 15 exons. The record is from RefSeq and is a predicted model, not a curated record. Gene Ontology annotation, cellular component: neuron projection; cytoplasm.
AUGAAUGAAGAGCAGGAAAGCGGGUCGAGCAGCACGGAGGAGUGGCACGAACUGGAGCGCAGCCUGAUGCUGGUGUCUCAGAUCGUGACUUCGAAUUCGGAAUUGGCCCUGCCACUCCUAACCACUGUUCCUCUCUGAAUAACAGGAGCGGACAUUGUUCAGUGGCUCAUGAAAAACCUCUCCAUCGAGGAUCCAGCCGAAGCCAUCCACCUCGGGAGUCUGGUCGCCGCCCACGGCUACAUCUUCCCCAUCUCGGACCACGUCCUGACCCUCAAAGACGACGGAACCCUUUAUCGCUUCCAGUCUCCAUACUUCUGGCCUUCAAAUUGCUGGGAACCCGAGAACACAGACUAUGCCAUUUACCUGUGCAAGCGCACCAUGCAGAACAAAGCCAGGCUGGAGCUCGCCGACUAUGAGGCUGAGAACCUCGCCCGGCUGCAGAGGGCUUUCGCCAGGAAGUGGGAAUUCAUCUUCAUGCAGGCCGAGGCUCAAGUCAAGAUCGACAGGAAGAAGGACAAGGCAGAGAGGAAGAUCCUCGACAGCCAGGAGAGGGCAUUCUGGGACGUCCAUCGGCCAGUGCCGGGCUGCGUCAACACCACGGAGAUGGACAUCCGCAAGUGCCGGAGAGAGAAGAACCCACACAGGGUAAAAAAGUCGGUCUACGGGGUACCAGAUGACGGCCAGAGCCAGCCCAGUCCCAUCCACAUCAGCUCCCAGGCAGCCAGGAAGCCCACCAAAGAGGACGUUCAGAAGGAGAUUAGCUUCUUGAACAUCCAGCUGGACAGACACUGUAUGAAGGUGUCCAAAGUGGCCGACAGCCUGAUGAGCUACACGGAGCAGUUCAUGGAAUACGACCCGUUCGUGUCGGCCACGGAGCCCUCCAACCCCUGGAUCAGUGACGACACUUCCUUCUGGGACUUGGAGGCGAGUCGUGAUCCCAGCCAGCAGCGUGUGAAGAAGUGGGGCUUCUCCCUGGAAGAAGCACUGAAGGACCCCGCAGGACGAGACCAGUUCCUCAAGUUCCUGGAGUCAGAGUUCAGCUCAGAGAACCUGCGGUUCUGGUUAGCGGUGCAGGAUCUGAAGCGACGGCCGCUCCAGGACGUGUCCUCCAGGGCUCAGGAGAUCUGGCAGGAGUUUCUGGCCGAAGGAGCGCCGAGCUCCAUCAACCUGGACUCUCACAGCUACGAGCGCACCAGCCAGAACCUCAAAGACCCGGGACGAUACAGCUACGAGGACGCUCAGGAGCACAUAUUCAAGCUAAUGAAAAGUGACAGCUAUGCACGCUUUUUGCGAUCCAACAUCUACCAAGACCUCCUGUUAGCUAGAAAGAAGCCAGCAGACACUGAACAGGGCCGCCGCACCUCCUUGGAGAAGUUCACCCGCAGUGUGGGCAAGUCGUUGACGGGAAAGCGCCUGACAGGCCUGAUGCAGUCCUGA